Messenger RNA from Closterium sp. Yama58-4, 681 nucleotides. NCBI's taxonomy places the organism in Eukaryota, Viridiplantae, Streptophyta, Zygnematophyceae, Desmidiales, Closteriaceae. The record is from the annotation of a GenBank genome assembly.
AUGCCCCGUUUUAAUCGACGGGAGCAGCUCCCCCUCCACAUCAAGCGCGCGCUUUGCGCCCACCACAUCGAAAACCCUCGCCUGCGUCAUGUGGACCUUGCGAGGUGGUGUUACUCGCAGUACGGACUGCGGUCGGAUCGCUCCACAGUCGGCCGCAUCUUGAAGAGCGCCGAGCGAUGGGCCGUCACCGCAACAGGGGACAACCAAGUGCGCCGUCGUGGAGGCGCGUGGCCUGAGCUGGAGGAGGCCAUGGCGCGGUGGAUCGCAAACGCCGGGCCCGCUGGCGUGCCCCUUACUCUCCAGACCAUCCGCGACCAUGUCGCGGGAAUGGCGAGGAACAUGGGCAUCCCGCCCACCUUCCGCUGCUCCAUCGGCUGGGUGCGCCGUGCCCUGCGGCGCCAGGGGGUGAGGUGCCGUGCGGCUCAAGGCGAGGCGGCUAGCGCGGACAUGGCCGCCGUUCGCGAAGCACGUGAGAAGCUGCCGCAACUUCUCACGCAUCUCGGCGUCACACCGCGUGACACCUUCAACCUCGACGAGACGGCGCUCUGGCUGAGCGUGCUUCCGCGGCGCACGCACAGCAGCGGCCGCAUUCCCGGCCGCAAAGUAUCUAAGGAGCGACUGACCGUCGCAUUCCUCGUGAAUGCGGACAGGAGCCAUGCAUUCCGGCUGUUAGAAUCGUAG